Kazachstania africana CBS 2517 is the source of this 804-nucleotide messenger RNA. RefSeq names its product DUF5341 domain-containing protein. The transcript has a single exon. The record is from RefSeq and is a predicted model, not a curated record. Bases 1 to 804 code for a protein of 267 amino acids. NCBI's taxonomy places the organism in Eukaryota, Fungi, Ascomycota, Saccharomycetes, Saccharomycetales, Saccharomycetaceae.
AUGACCGCCGGUGCAUUGACUAUCCCUUAUAUUGCCGCCUCUGUUUGUUUGGCUACAACAAGUGGAGUGUGUGCUCCACUUGCCGGUUUAAUUCUAAGCACAGUGGAUGUCGUGGUUGCUGCCAUAGUUUUAGGGCAAAGUGAAGGUGAUGUGCCCUCUAAACGUAAUUUGGGAACCUUUGAGGAUUGGAAUGGACCUUUCGGCUCUAUUGUCAACAUUUCAGUGUGGCCUCAUGACAAUAGUUCUGUAAUUUCGACUGUUACCAGAUCGCAGAUAAAUUUUAAUUAUGUAGCUGUUACUUCCCAAUCUAACAGUAGUCUUUCAAAAAGGGACUCUACAACGCUAGCCAAUUCACUACAUUUUACUAGCCAAUUUGGAAAUCAUGUGGCAUCUUCUAUUGUCUACACCGCCGAGGAAUUGUCUCAACUAAUUGUCACGGCCGUUCCUGGACAACUUGUCAAUUCGAACUUUACCAAGCGUACUGAUACAUUUGAGGUAAGCUGGCUUUCAUACAAUUUUGAUAACAGCAACAAGGGUUUAGCAUAUGAUUGGUAUGAAGCAGAAGGAGGAAGUUUUGAUUCUGUGUUGGAAGAAGAGUUAACAUCUGCUAUUACAAAGAAUCCUGACUGGAAAUACUGCUUUUCUCCAGCAAUGGUCAAAGCAGGAGAAGCUCUUGAUUUUGAUGAUAUUCCGGGCGAUGGUGAUGGUACAGGCAAUGUAGCAAAAGGUGAAAUCUACUUCAACACAUAUGGUGGGAUUGAUAGCUUCUGCAAUGACGCUUAUGAUGGUACUGACCGUUACUGA